AUGGGAAGUAGCAGUGAGGAAAUAAAAGUUGAACAAAAAAAAGCACCAUGGAUUCCACAUGGAGUGAUCAUGGGAAAACAACGCGACGAUGACUGGUGCCAUGAACAAGAUAAAAAAUGGGAACUAAAAUGUAGAGCAGAAGAGCGACGUCAUCGUUAUCAGCAGCAACGUCUUCGUCAACUAGAGCGACUUCUUCGUCUUCAAGAAAGAGAUCGACAAUAUUGGAACAAAGUUAUGGCCGAACAAGUUACCGUUCCUGCAUCAAAAGAUACUUUUUCUGUAAGUGUAUCUCCGCGUUUUAUUAAUUAA
Didymodactylos carnosus is the source of this 309-nucleotide messenger RNA. NCBI's taxonomy places the organism in Eukaryota, Metazoa, Rotifera, Eurotatoria, Philodinida, Philodinidae. The record is from the annotation of a GenBank genome assembly.